UCCAAGAACUUGCAAGUUGCCCCGAAGGACCAGGCAGUGCUAAGGACCAGGCAUUGUAUAGCCCAUAGACCAAUUCAGUCUUUAUAGCUUUGACAUACUAGGCCUAGCAGCACAAGUACUCCACGUUACAACAAGAUGGGAUUUCUGGAUGGUUUGACACGAAGGAAAGCUUCCGUCCUUGUACCGACAGGAGUAUUCUCUUUUGUGAUGCUUGUUGCCGGUACGUACUGGCUGCCUUCGACUGUACAGACCAAAAUAUACAAUGAGCCCGGAAGUGGAAUCCAAGCAAGUCGUUUACAUGCGCCUCUGGAGAGCAGUGUCCAUACCGGUAGGAAACUCGAGCGUUCUGAGUCACCCUGGCAACAGACUCCAAUUCUUGGGUUGGAUCAGGGUGAACGACAACAGGAUUCGAGCAAGGAUGAUCGAACACCAAAAACAGAAGCUACCUUGACAAACGAGAUUACUUCAGAAAACCCAUUGCUAGUAUUGAACCUUCCAAACAGUGGAGAGGUGACCAUCAAUCGGUACUUUAGAUGCGCUGGCCUUGAGAAACAUGAGCUUGGUCGCUUUUGGGCCAACACGAAUCAUGAAAUGGAGAUGGGCAAGUGCAUUGAGGCCAAUCUGAAGGUUGAAGACAACCAAGAUAAAUAUCCUCUUGAUGGUUGCGGGAACUUUCGCGUAUGGACGAACAUAGAGUACGUAUCCAAGUCGUUGCCCAGAUCGGUCGAACCUCGCCAUUGUUUCUUUCCAACACUACAACCAGAAACCCUUCGAAAGAUCUUUAAAGCACACCCUAAUGCCACCAUUAUUCAGGCCCUUGCAAACCCAGUGCGAUGGUACAAGUCUCUAUCCAUAGAUGUGAAGAAAAGAUGGCCCAGAUUUUGCAAUGAGAAUCAUGACAUCAAGUUCCCUGAAGCAUCGGAGUCAGAAGCUGACUGGGUCAAGUUCUACUAUGAUCAUACUAACAUGUUGCGAGAAAUUGUUAAGGAAUACCCAUCCUUGACGUACAUUGAAGUGGACCUGACACGUCCACAAAAGACGGCCGACAUGUUGCAGGCAUCGCUCGGAAUACCAGCCACUUGUUGGUUGGAAGCGGCCAAAGGGAAUCAGAGCAGACCCAGCUCUGUCAAUACACCAAUACUAGUUGCAUCGCUCCCCAAGAGUGCAACCAGUACAACACACGAUUAUCUGAACUGUGGGCUUGGCAACCUCCAAGGUGCUCACCAGUGGACAAGGAACGAAACCUCCAAUGUUCCAAUGCAGGUGGGGAGGUGCAUCGAAGAAAACCUGAGGCUCAAGCGCCCCAUAUUCUAUGAUUGUGGAGACAACCUGCACUAUUCGGACAUUGGAAUUGUUGAGCCAAGCCACUGUUUCUAUCCGACCAUGGAAGGUGGGCUAGAUGCAAUGUACGAGGCAUAUCCCUAUGGGACAAUUAUGAACGUUGUGCGAGAUGGUCGAGCAUGGUAUAGAUCAGCUCAGAAGCAUUACAAUUUGUUGGGCCGAUGGUCCAGCUUUUGCCCCAACUUUCCUGUCCAGGGCUCCACAGAAGAAGAAUGGUUGGAUUUCUACCAAUUCCAUACACACACAGUCCGAAACUUUGCCAAGCGGCAUCCAACCAUGACCUAUGUGGAGAUCAAGCUGGAGUCCAAUGAAACAGCCAAUAUCCUGCGGGAGACAUUCGGCUUUGAUGAUUCCUGCUGGGGCCACGCCAACCGCAAUAAAGAGGUCAGCAGCUCUGCGUAGGAAUUGUCCAGACACCCAUGUACUAGUAAUCAUAUUCGUAAACGCACUACACACUUGAGUAUAUGGUAGAUAUGGCAGGUCCCUUCAUGGUCGAUGCAAACCAGC
Seminavis robusta is the source of this 1848-nucleotide messenger RNA. Lineage: Eukaryota; Bacillariophyta; Bacillariophyceae; Naviculales; Naviculaceae. The record is from the annotation of a GenBank genome assembly.